Durio zibethinus is the source of this 3513-nucleotide messenger RNA. Lineage: Eukaryota; Viridiplantae; Streptophyta; Magnoliopsida; Malvales; Malvaceae. The record is from RefSeq and is a predicted model, not a curated record.
CAAUCGAGCUUCCAAAUUGACUGUAAAUAAUAAUUUUUCAUUGGAAACUUCAUGGCAACUCUACAUUAACAGCAAAAAGCAAAAAAAAAAAUGUCCCUAUUUUUAUUCACCCGCCUCUCGUCUCUUGUCAUCUUUGAGGGGAAAAAAGGCUUAUACCCCUCAGAUUUCGUUGAACCAGAGGUUGUGGUAAGUCAGUUACCAUAGUUAAGAGGAAGCCGACGUGUAAAGGUUGUCUCAGGAAGUAUAAAUUUUUAUGGGGGGGAGGGGGGUGGACUGUAGCAAGAAAGACACCUCAUCGCUUUAAAAAAACGAAUAGAUAUGAGAAGAAGAGAAACUCUCACCUCUCCUUUGAAAAAUUAACACACCAAUAAAGCUAAAAAAAAAAAAAAGAAAAUAAAUUCUCUACCUUUUUUAAUUUUUCCUUCUCUCAAAUCCCAAUUGCAAUCCAUUUUUUUUUCAAGUCCCUUUAAAUAAACCAGAGCAGAGACUCUGAUUAGAUAUGCCCACUUCCCAGUUCUUCCAAAUUUGAUCUAAAAUUUGCAGUUUUCUUGUUUUUGGGUUGUAAUUCUCUUCAAUUAUUGACAGAUGCAGAUGGGUUUUGAGGAAUCAUGGGUCUUUCUGAUAUGUCAAUGAUCAAUCCUACUUUUUUUAGUGAGUUUACGUGAACAGGAGACUCUCCUCCUUAUGUGGGGAAUUCUUUGCUUUUCUGGGUUUUCUUUUAAGUGUGAAAUAUGCUUUUCAUGGACGACUAGUAUUCUUCUCUUAAAAGGUUUCUUCUUUCGGUGCUUCCUCCUUAAAUUUCGUGGUUUAAACUUUCUGUUUCUUUCGAUCAUCUCUACAAGCUUUCCUGGCACUGUUUCUACGGUUUUGAUGUCUCUGUGCUUGGCCAUUUUGGUUCUCUCGUCACAAUUUGGAUCAUCCAACCUGGUCUAUUUUUGUUGGCUUUGGCCAAUCCUUGAAUGAUCGAACUAUGCAAACAGAUUUGCUUUUGAUCAUCUGAGCCUGUCCUAUUGGAUAAGGUUGUUCACGUGGUUUAAAAAAUACCCUUUGGCUUGUGAUUUGUGAAAUGAUCAAAUAGUUUGUGUUGUAAAAUGUUUUUCUUUUCUCUUGUUGUGAUGUAAGGAGUUUUUAUGAGAAUCUUUUCUGGUUUUUUAUUUGUAGGUUUGAGACUUGAAGUCUGCUGAUCAAUCCAUUAUUUAAGGUAGAUACCUUUGGCACUUGUAGAUUGAACUAAUAAGUCAACGAAUAUUUAGCAUUUAGGAGUUGGUUUGAAUCAUUGGAGAGUUGUUAGUGAUUAUUGUACCCCAUAUUUCCUAAUUGUCAGCAAUUUAGAUCAUCUCAUUUGCCAAGUUUGGGCACUGCAAAACUCGGGCAGUGCCCAUGGAUGCCACAACAAGCGGAACCCCUACCAUACAAUACCAUAACAUACCUGAUCAACCAAUUACUGCUAUUGUUGCUGCUUCUGUACCCACAUUUCAGCGACAAGUACGUCAUUGCUUUGGGGACUCCUCUCCUGGAGAAUUUCCCUUAGCUGCCAAUCCUUCCAUUUUUCUUCAUGUUCUCACAACAUGUAAUUUGGACCCUCAAGAUCUUGCAAAACUAGAGGCAACAUGCUCCUUCUUUAGGCAGCCAGCAAACUUUGCCCCUGAUUAUGAAUUGUCCAUAUCAGAGCUUGCUGCUUUUGACAUGUGCCUGAAAAGAGCUAUAUUUAAGCCAAUGACUGAAGAAGAACGUCAAAGUCUGAAGCAAAGAUGUGGGGGGUCAUGGAAAUUGGUCCUGAGGUUUCUGCUGGCUGGGGAAGCAUGUUGCAGGCGGGAAAAAUCACACGCAAUUGCAGGGCCUGGUCACAGCAUUGCUGUGACAUCAAAAGGAGUAGUUUACUCUUUUGGCUCUAAUAGCUCAGGACAAUUAGGACAUGGCAGUACUGAGGAAGAAUGGCGGCCUCGGCAGAUAAGAUCUCUGCAUGGCAUUCGAAUUAUCCAAGCAGCUGCUGGGGCUGGCAGGACAAUGCUGAUUAGUGAUGCUGGGAGAGUUUAUGCCUUUGGAAAGGAUUCCUUUGGUGAAGCAGAAUAUGGGGUUCAAGGAACUAAACUAGUUACAUCUCCGGAGCCUGUUGAGUCUUUGAAAGACAUAUUUGUGGUGCAAGCAGCAAUUGGAAACUUUUUCACAGCUGUAUUGUCCAGAGAGGGCAGAGUUUACACGUUCUCAUGGGGCAAGGAUAGCAAACUUGGUCACCAAACUGAGCCAACUGAUGUGGAGCCCCAGCCUCUAUUGGGGGCACUAGAGAACAUACCAGUAGUGCAAAUUGCAGCUGGAUACUGCUACCUUCUUUGCCUAGCAUGUCAACCAAGUGGCAUGUCAGUGUAUUCUGUGGGAUGUGGCUUGGGUGGAAAGCUUGGACAUGGCUCAAGAACUGAUGAAAAGUACCCUCGAUUAAUUGAACAAUUUCAGCUUCUAAAUCUUCAGCCGAUGGUGGUUGCUGCUGGUGCUUGGCAUGCAGCUGUUGUUGGUCGGGAUGGAAGGGUUUGCACAUGGGGUUGGGGACGCUAUGGAUGUUUAGGUCAUGGAAAUGAAGAGUGUGAGUCAGUUCCUAAGGUGGUAGAAGCAUUAAGCAAGGUCAAAGCAGUUCAUGUUGCUACAGGGGACUAUACAACUUUUGUGGUAUCUGAUGAUGGUGAUGUAUACUCUUUUGGUUGUGGAGAAUCUGCUAGCCUAGGACACAAUGCUGCUGCAGAAGGACAGGGAAACAGACAUGCUAAUGUGUUGAGCCCAGAACUGGUAACUUCAUUGAAGGAAGUGAAUGAAAGGGUGGUACAGAUCAGCCUUACAAACUCAAUAUACUGGAAUGCCCAUACAUUUGCACUCACUGAGUUGGGAAGGCUUUACGCAUUUGGUGCAGGAGACAAAGGUCAGCUAGGCAUAGAGCUAGUUAACAAUCAGACAGAAAGGGGAAACCCUGAGAGAGUUGAUAUUGAUCUCAAUUAGGAAUUCAAUGGUUUCCCAUCCAUCUCCUACAUGCCAUCCUAGAGCUUAUCAAAUCACAAAUUGCAUUUGGUGUUAGGUUUCCUUGUUUAUUUUGUAAAUAGAAACAAACCAAAGAAUUGUGAAGAUUUAAGUUAGGGUAGCAAGGCCCCCAAGUAAAUGCUACAAGGUCAAUUUCCUAAGAAAAUGGUUAGCACAUGGGCCUUAAGUUAAUAGUUGAAACAUCUGUUAAGGUUCAUUGAUUACUUGUUCAUGUUAAAUUGCAUUCUUAAAUUCACUGAUAUUAAACUGGUUUAGUGGAUUGCCAAGGGACAUUGGAGCAGUUUCAGACUUAGUCAAGGGACCAAUUUUCACAGGGCUAAUGAAAUUUUUACCCCACUUAUCUUUUAUUCCCCUAGGAUUUGUGGCAAAAUCAUUGGAAGGAUCUCUUUUAUAUGGUAAGUUUAGAAUAAUAAGGUGAAUUAUAACAACUGAAACAGAAAGGUUAGAAUUGGCCCAGUGCCUGCUGCUAUACAUACAUACAUACAUACA